AUGCCGAGAAGAACAAAGACUGUUGCUCCAGACUCCUCCACCGUGGGGGCAGUCCUUCCGGAAACAUUUACGGAUGGAGGUCCACUACCUAAACUCUUCGCCUUCGAUCUGGAUUACACUCUAUGGCCAUUCUGGGUCGACACGCACCCCACGCUCCCAUUCCGGUAUUCAAACCCUACAACAGUCCUCGACCGUGUAGACACGCCUUACGGCUUCUAUGAUUCUGUGCCGCGUAUUCUACAUGCUCUACGCGCAAGGAAUAUACCAAUUGCCGCAGCAUCAAGAACUCAUUCCCCGCAGGGAGCGAGGCAAGCGCUCUCGCUCCUUGAGAUUGAGGGAGAGAAGGCGAUUGGGUACUUUGAUUAUAUGGAGAUCUACCCAGGCUCGAAGAUCACCCAUUUCAAGCGAUUGAUGAAAGAAACUGGCAUUGACUAUGAGGAUAUGCUGUUCUUUGAUGAUGAACAUCGUAAUGCGGAGGUCGAUCGUCAACUCGGAGUGUGCAUGGUGCAUGUGCUAGAUGGUAUGGAACCGGGUGUGGUUGAUGAGGGUGUCAGGGAGUGGAGAAAGAGGAGAGAAGAAAGGGAUGUAGAAGAGGAUCAACUAGACGAGGAGAAAUGA
Morchella sextelata is the source of this 618-nucleotide messenger RNA. RefSeq lists its product as uncharacterized. NCBI's taxonomy places the organism in Eukaryota, Fungi, Ascomycota, Pezizomycetes, Pezizales, Morchellaceae. The record is from RefSeq and is a predicted model, not a curated record. Gene Ontology annotation, molecular function: acid phosphatase activity. Bases 1 to 618 code for a protein of 205 amino acids. The transcript has a single exon.